Molecule: messenger RNA, 471 nt
Organism: Miscanthus lutarioriparius
Lineage: Eukaryota; Viridiplantae; Streptophyta; Magnoliopsida; Poales; Poaceae
Source: the annotation of a GenBank genome assembly
AUGACCACCCCCGGCCACGGCGGCGGCGGGCCUCCCCAUCUGGCAAUGGCGGCGUACCUCCCAAAUCGACGGCACUUGGCGCACCCCCGACCGGCGGUGUGCGGCCAUCCCCUCCCCGACCGGCGUAUUGGCCUCUUCAGUCAUCCCCAGCACCGGCUGCGGCGGCGCGGCGGCCGUCAUCCAAAGUGGUGGCGCGGUGGCGCCUUCCUGCCUCCCUACGGCGGUGGUGGCUCCCUACGUCUUCCCCGUGGUGGCACUCGGCACACCCCACCGGCAGCAGCGGCGCAUCCUUCCCCAACCAGUGGCAGCGGUGCAUCCUUCCCCAUCCGACGGAAGCGGCUUCCCUUUCCCCGACCGGCGUCGUCGUCGUCGAAUCUCGUCCUCAACCAGGACGGCAUGGUUUCCUCCCCAUAUUCAGAUCCGGUGUUGGGCGGGCCAUCCAUGGAGGACUACAGCCAUCUCCUCUCAUGA